This is a messenger RNA of Tilletiopsis washingtonensis, 177 nucleotides long. Its product is annotated as putative RPL29-60S large subunit ribosomal protein. The annotation marks the transcript as partial. Lineage: Eukaryota; Fungi; Basidiomycota; Exobasidiomycetes; Entylomatales. The transcript is spliced from 3 exons. Gene Ontology annotation, cellular component: cytosolic large ribosomal subunit; ribosome. The record is from RefSeq and is a predicted model, not a curated record. Gene Ontology annotation, biological process: cytoplasmic translation. Gene Ontology annotation, molecular function: structural constituent of ribosome.
AUGGCCAAGUCGAAGAACAGCUCGCAGCACAACCAGUCGGCCAAGGCCCACCGCAACGGCAUCAAGAAGCCCAAGACGAACAAGUACCCGUCGCUGCGCGGUGUCGACCCGAAGUUCCUGCGCAACCAGCGCUACGCCAAGCACGGCACCGAGAAGGCUGUGCGCGAGGCGCGCGCC